Sarcophilus harrisii (Tasmanian devil) is the source of this 3265-nucleotide messenger RNA. RefSeq names its product PTPRF interacting protein alpha 3 (gene PPFIA3). Gene Ontology annotation, molecular function: protein binding. NCBI's taxonomy places the organism in Eukaryota, Metazoa, Chordata, Mammalia, Dasyuromorphia, Dasyuridae. The transcript is spliced from 16 exons. Gene Ontology annotation, biological process: synapse organization. Gene Ontology annotation, cellular component: presynaptic active zone. The record is from RefSeq and is a predicted model, not a curated record. Bases 47 to 2281 code for a protein of 744 amino acids.
UUAACCUUUCCCCCUCCAGAACACGCUGAGUGAGGAGAUUGCCAGCAUGAAGAAACUUCAGGAUGAGCUGCUGCUGAACAAGGAGCAGCUCCUGGCAGAGAUGGAGAGGAUGCAGAUGGAGAUUGACCAGCUGCGGGGGCGGCCGCCUUCCUCCUACUCCAGAUCCCUCCCGGGCAGCGCUCUGGAGCUCCGCUACUCCCAGGCCCCGACUCUGCCCUCGGGCGCCCACCUGGACCCCUAUGGCGGUCCCGGAGGCCGGGUCGGCAAGAGAGGGGGCCGCUGGCCCGGGACCAAGGACGAGCCGGCCAAGGCUCAAGAAUGGGCGGAGCGAGUGGCGGGCCGGGAACCUUCUUCGGGCUCCGGGGCCGGCUCCGGUGCCGGAGCCUUCGAGGCGGACUUGGAGGGCUCGGACGAGGACGAGCCCGAGGGCCUGUUCGGGCCCGAGCUGCUGUCGCCCAGCGGGCAGGCCGACGUGCAGACCCUGGCCAUCAUGUUGCAGGAGCAGCUCGAGGCCAUCAAUAAGGAAAUCAAGCUUAUCCAGGAGGAAAAGGAGACCACGGAGCAGCGGGCCGAGGAACUGGAGAGCCGCGUGUCCGGCUCUGGCCUGGACUCCCUGGGACGCUACCGGGCCAGCUGCUCCCUCCCGCCUUCCCUGACCACGUCCACCCUGGCUAGCCCUUCCCCCCCCAGCUCUGGGCACUCCACGCCCCGCCCUGCUCCCCCCAGUCCCGCCCGGGAAGCCCCGGCCAACAGCACCGGCAACGUGGCAGAUAAGCCCAACCAUGUGCCCAGGGAGGACGGUGUGGUCCCCGGGGACACUCCACCCCCCACCCCAAGAUCUGCUCGCCUUGAAAGGAUGACCCAGGCUCUAGCUCUGCAGGCCGGGGGCUCUCUGGAGGACGGGAGCCCUGCACGGCCCAGUGAGGGGGCCCCAGACUCCCUUCAUAAAGCCCCCAAGAAGAAGAGCAUCAAGUCUUCCAUCGGUCGCCUGUUUGGCAAGAAGGAGAAGGGCCGCCUGGGAGGCCCCCCGGGAAGAGAUGGGCCCUCCCUGGCUGGAACGCCCUCGGAUGAGAUGUCCCCUGCUGACCCUCUGGGGCUGUCAAAGCUCACAGGGCCUCCUGGAGAUAAGGACCGGAGGAACAAGAGGAAGCAUGAGCUCUUGGAGGAAGCCUGUCGACAGGGCCUGCCCUUUGCUGCCUGGGAUGGACCAACCGUUGUCUCCUGGUUGGAGUUGUGGGUAGGGAUGCCAGCCUGGUACGUGGCCGCCUGCCGAGCCAACGUGAAGAGUGGGGCCAUUAUGGCCAAUCUGUCUGACACGGAAAUCCAGCGGGAGAUUGGCAUCAGCAACCCCCUGCACCGGCUCAAGCUCCGACUUGCCAUCCAAGAGAUGGUGUCCCUCACCUCGCCCUCUGCGCCAGCCUCCUCCAGAACGGUGAGUCGGCCUUUGUGCCCACAGGGCCCCCCUCACCUGGCUCUCCAAGAGCGUGAGCUCAGCCCUCAGUCCUGGUCCCCUCAGAACUGGGCACAUAUCCUGGCCUACGGCGACAUGAACCACGAAUGGGUGGGAAACGACUGGCUGCCCAGCCUGGGGCUGCCCCAGUACCGCAGCUACUUCAUGGAGUCCUUAGUAGAUGCGCGCAUGCUGGACCAUCUCAACAAGAAAGAACUUCGGGGCCAGCUCAAGAUGGUAGACAGCUUCCACAGAGUGAGCCUCCACUACGGCAUCAUGUGUUUGAAGAGGCUCAACUAUGACCGUAAAGACUUGGAACGAAGGCGGGAGGAGAGCCAGAGUCACGUGAGAGACGUGAUGGUGUGGUCCAAUGAGCGGGUGAUGGGCUGGGUGUCAGGCCUGGGGCUGAAGGAGUUCGCCGGAAACUUGUCCGAGAGCGGCGUGCACGGGGCGCUGCUGGCCCUGGACGAGACCUUCGACUGCUCGGACUUGGCGCUGCUGCUGCAGAUCCCGACGCAGAACGCGCAGGCCCGGCAGCUGCUGGAGAAGGAGUUUGGCAACCUCAUCUCCAUGGGCACUGACCGGAGGCUGGACGAGGACAGCGCCAAGUCUUUCAGCCGAUCCCCGUCGUGGCGGAAGAUGUUCCGGGAGAAGGACUUGCGCGGGGUCAGCCCGGACUCGGCCGAGAUGCUGCCGCCCAACUUCCGCUCGGCGGCAGCCGGAGCCCUGGGCUCGCCGGGCCUCCCCCUGCGCAAGCUGCAGCCCGACGGCCCUCCUUCUGGGAGUCCGCGGGCAGAUGGCGGAGUCUCCGUUCGGACUUACUCCUGUUAGUGCUCAGCCAGGUGAGGGUGCCUUCGGGAGUCCCGGAGCCGCGGCUUUCCGAGCUUCCUGACCCGUCCUCCCCCCUCCUUCGGUACAGGUGGGCGCGCCAAGGAGAAGCCUCAGUAGGGGGAUAAAGGUCUGUCCCUUCAGGAGAAUGGACUCGCCCUCGGAAAGGACCGGGUUUGGAGAGACUAGAGGGGCUCUCUGGACUGAACCAUUUUGUACAGACCGGGAGGGAGAGGCGUCUCAGCCUCUGGCCAAUCCAAGUGAACUGGAUUUCGGGAAGGGAGGGGGCAGUUUGGAAUCUUCCUCCUCCCUUUUGCUACUUUGUAAUUUAUUUGUUUCCAGCGAGGGGGGAGGGGACGCAACCCCGCCUCCUCGGGGGCCGCAUGCUGGGGGCGGGGAGUGGCCCGACCCCGCUCCUUCCUUUCUACUCCCUCCCUCUCCCCUCAGACCCUGGGGCCCCAGUCCUCCCGGGCGCCCCACCGCGGGGGACUCGCUGCUACAGGCCCCGCCCCCUCUUCUCUUCCCCCUUCUCCUUCCUUGGGGGAAGGGGAAGGGGAAGGGGAAGGUGGAAGCCUCGUUUUCUCUGAUUCUCGAUUAUCCAGGCAGGCAUCUUUGGGGUGGGGUUGGGGGGCCCCUUUCCCCGUCCGUGUGUCUCGCGUUCCCUGGAUCUCGUCCUUCCCUCUCCCUAACCCUUUAUUCCGGGAAUUGGGAUGAAGGCAGAGAAGGAACCCAGGUGUCUCCUCCCUGCCCCGUUCCCGGUCUUCCCUGCGGGCUCCGUUUUUAUUUGUUUUCUUUUUUUUUCCGUUCUGUUCUGGGUUUUUUUUGUUUGUUUGUUUUGUUUUGUUUCGUUUCGUUCGUUUAUUAUUAUUAUUAUUUUUUUUGCAUGGGAGAAUCCGCCGGGGCAAGGGCUGGGCAAGGGGUGAACCCCCUCCCAACUGCCCCACCUCAGAUGUCAGUGAUCUUGGUGAAAGAAAACUGUUUCAAAGA